CGCUUCGCGUCAGAGCACUUCGCGCCAAGAGAUGGGAUGGUUCCAUUUCUGUCUCCCGUCAAUCAAAUCGAUCCAUCACUCCCGCAAUCAAUCAUGAAUGCCCAUGCCACUCGCUCGUUGUUGCGGAGGCAAUUGCCUACUGGGGGUAAGCAAAUCAGCAGAAAUGCUGUUGGCAAUCAGUACAGGUGUUUUUCCUGCUCGGUGAAGAAGAGUCAACAGCCGCAAUCUACGCCGCCUCCGCCUCCGCCAAAAAGUUCGACAGGCACGACGCACUUUGGGUUCGAGACUAUUGAAGAGGCGUUGAAGGAGCAAAAAGUGGCCGGCGUCUUCUCUUCCGUUGCCUCCUCGUACGAUACCAUGAACGAUCUCAUGUCGCUCGGAAUCCACCGCCUCUGGAAAGACCACUUUAUUCGAAAUCUCAACCCCGGCCGAAACCCGCUUACGUCCAACACUGCGCAGGAGAAGGGAUGGAACAUUUUAGACAUUGCAGGAGGAACGGGCGACAUCGCUUUUGGAAUGCUGGACCACGCCUCCACGAUCAAUAACGAUGCGCAUACAAAAGUCACGGUCGCCGACAUCAACCCUCAAAUGCUGGCGGAAGGAAGGAAACGAGCGCUCGCAACACCAUACGCGCGAUCCGAUCGAUUGAGAUUUGUUGAAGCCAACGCCGAGAAGCUCGACAUGAUUCCGGAUAACAGCAUCGACCUAUACACUGUCGCUUUCGGAAUUAGGAACUUUACACACAAGGACGUUGCCCUCCGCGAGGCCUACCGGGUAUUGAAGCCUGGAGGUGUGUUCGCUUGCCUAGAGUUUUCCAAAGUGAGGAAUCCAGUCUUCGACGCCAUCUACAAACGCUGGAGUUUCAGUGCUAUUCCCCUCAUUGGUCAAUUAGUGGCAGGCGAUAGAGACAGCUACCAAUACCUCGUCGAGAGUAUCGAGAGGUUCCCAUCUCAGACGGAGUUCAGAGACAUGAUCAAGGAUGCGGGAUUCAUGAUUCCCGGACAGGGCUGGGAGGACUUGACAGAUGGAAUCGCAGCUAUACAUAAAGGUGUAAAGCCUGCGUAA
This is a messenger RNA of Periconia digitata, 1065 nucleotides long. The record is from the annotation of a GenBank genome assembly. NCBI's taxonomy places the organism in Eukaryota, Fungi, Ascomycota, Dothideomycetes, Pleosporales, Periconiaceae.